AAUAUGAAGCGGUGUUUCACCGCGCGGCAUCCUGUCUGUGUGUCAUUUUCAUCCGCGAGAUCGUUUUCAAAUAGGCCAAUUACCAGGAAAACUACAAACAUGGCAACACUUUCACCAACCAAUGACAGUUUAGACGUCAUUACUUCCCAGCAAGCCUUGUCCUAAAAAAAAUACACGCGCGGAAAGUCAAGAUUUUGGAAAGGAUUUGUCCAGCGCCCGACUGGAAAUCCUUCAGUAAGAGACUCAAAUGACCACAACCAGUACACCUAAAUCUGCUUCUAUUCUGAAAGAUGUUGUUGCCUACGUUGACGUGUGGUCAUCAAGUAAAACAGAGAAUUACUCUAAACCGUUCAUCCAGCAGCUGCAGGAUAUGGGAGGCGUGGUAUCUAAAACCUUCAAUAAACAAGUCACACACAUAGUCUUUAAAAAUGGCCAUCAAGCAACCUGGAAUAAAGCCAAGAAGACUGGUGUGAGACUUGUGUCUGUCCUCUGGGUGGCCAGAUGUAAAGAUGAUGGUGUACAUGUUGAUGAGGAGUUGUAUCCGGCAUUAAAUGAUGACGUCAAUUCAGCACUCAAGAAAAAGGUGCAUCGUUGUAUGCAGCCAAGAGACACCCCUGAGAAUGACAUGCGCAUGAAGAAAAAACUGGACAAGAUGAUCGAAGACCUAGUACCAAAAUCACCUUUUAUAGCAGAUGUGUCCCCUUACAUUAUCGACGAAGAGAAAGGAAUAGUUUACAGUCCUUCUAUGAAACGGUGUGACUUCAUGGCACAGAGGCUGAAGGAGAUGAGAGAAGCUAGGGAAAAUCUAUCCCCCGCAGCUUCACAGGUGGGACAAUCUAGAUUAUCACCUGAGUUUAAGCCUUCUCUUGGGAAUACACCAUCCCACUCUUUCUUGAAAAACCUGGAAGAAGAAUUUGAUCAGGAUUUUAAUGCAUAUUCUUGCUCAAAUAAAACUGAUGGAGAGGAGCAACAUGAAGCCACCUGUGAACCACAGCACAAAGACUUUCAGAAACCUUGGAAGUCAACGUGCAGUGAUUUGCCCAGACAAAAUGCAUUGGUUCAAAGUCCUUUGCCCAUUUCACCGGCUAAAGAGAGUAAACAAGACGCAAAUCCUAAGAGGACCUCAAUUAAAUGUAAUGUCAUCAAAAAGCACAUCUCCUUAGAGAGUCCCUGUCUGGAUGACUGCCCGGAGGGUAGCAAGAGUGUGCAAUCGGUGUUUACGUUUAACAGUUUUGUAUCCAGCAGAAGUAAUAUGGCAAAAGUCACACCACCUGUCAGGAAAAGCAGAACACCACAGUCCCUUCCGGAAAGUAAGCCCACUACUAAUCUGGAGAUUUCUAGUCGCCGUUCUUCAAAAAUUUUACCCGAAAAACCCAGUGUGCCUCAUCGAACGUCCCUAAAGAUUACCACACCGAAAUCAAAAGUAAGCGAAUGUAGAAAAUCCUCGCUUCCUGCUUUAGAAAGAUCUUGCACUGUCUCAAAUGGCUUCCGUGCCUCCUCCUGUGCAGACGAUGAUGAUGGGGUAUUUGUGGACUUCUUCUCUCCAGCUAACAACCCUAGGAGACAACGAAGCUGCCUUUUACCCAGCUUUCCCUUAGAGUCCAAGGUUCAGACCCCCUUUGAACUGGAGCCUCAGCCUAGCCCUGGGAAGAGGAAGAGGGGCAAGAGUGAAACCACAGGGUCUGAGUCGGCCAGUGCCAAAAAGAGAACACAUGGGGUGCCCAGUGUAAGAGAAACCAGCAGUGUAAACAGCAUGUUGGAUCAACACCAGGAUACAAAGGGAUGUCCAUCCUCUGAGGACAGUGAUACAAAAAAACUCUGACUAGAAGAAGUAGGCAUAGCGCAUUGCCAUUCUCUAGUGUCUAAAGACUUCACUGAUGAACUGACUAGUGCCCCUGACCAGCAGAGCGCUUCAACAGAUCCCACACACCUUUCAAAACCAAGUUUGGCAGCAGCAAACAAAAGCAGUAGAUAAGCAAAAAAGUUUGAUUCUCUUAACUCGACACGAGGACAAACAAGUAAAAAGUAGCCGACAUUUCAAAAGUAUGUGAAUUCUAAAC
Molecule: messenger RNA, 2060 nt
Organism: Oncorhynchus nerka (sockeye salmon)
Lineage: Eukaryota; Metazoa; Chordata; Actinopteri; Salmoniformes; Salmonidae
Product: microcephalin-like
Exons: 9
Coding region: 248-1822 (524 amino acids)
Biological process (GO): mitotic cell cycle
Source: RefSeq, a predicted model, not a curated record